Molecule: messenger RNA, 630 nt
Organism: Fibroporia radiculosa
Lineage: Eukaryota; Fungi; Basidiomycota; Agaricomycetes; Polyporales; Fibroporiaceae
Exons: 3
Coding region: 1-630 (209 amino acids)
Source: RefSeq, a predicted model, not a curated record
AUGCAUUCAAUCCGUUCAAAAGCAAUUUUCGCUACUUUUUUCUUGGUAGAAUAUGCUGCUGCCAUCACUUCCUUGUACAUUCCGGGCUUCGAUCCCCAGCCAGUGACCGCCAACGUGCUGGGUGUUGGAGCCGAUGGUGCUACGACGUACCUCAUUGCUCCGGGAGUGAGCAGCGGAACGUUCGACGACAGCGGCUUCGAUGGACCUGCUACCCUUGUUGUCGGUGCAUCUAGUGUUGGAUUGACGUAUAUCGACCCUAACGUGGGCAAUCUCUUUGAGAACUGCGGCAUCGCCGAUGGACUCGCUGUCUGCACCGACGUCAUCGAGCAGGUGGGACCAAUGUCCUUCACUUCUACCGUCGUUGUCACCGAGACAGUAUCAUCCUUUCCGGUUCAAGGCGGCGCUCCUACUGCGGUGACUACCACAUCAACUGGUGUGUCCACCGGGGCCACUGCGGACGCAACGACCACUUCUUCAGGAGGCUCCAACGCUUCGAGCGGCCCUUCGUCUUCCGCUUCUACUACGACCACCGCAUCCCAGAACAAGAACAGCGGUGGAGUGAAAACAACAUUUAUUCCUUUUUUCUUGAUAUUAUCGGGUUCUGUGGUUGCUCUUCUCAUGAUCUUGUAA